AUGGAGAGUGACCAAGCAAGUAGGUCACUAAUGUGGGCACAUGACCCAUGGGGGCUUACCAGAUCUCUUGCUGUUUCUGAUGCGGAGGUUGUCGAAGUUGUUGGUGUUGAUGAUCUCGAUGGCCUAAAAGCAACUCGCUUUCUCUUGGUGGGGCGGUUGUUGAUGACUAAAGACUAUCACAAGGAUUCCUUGGUGGGCACGCUGAAACGUAUUUGGCAUACACAUGAGGAGUUCUCUUCUGUUACCUUGGAGGACUCUAAAUGUCUUCUAUUUUCAUUCAAAAGUGAUCUCGAUCGUAACUGGGUGAUGAGGGGGUCACCAUGGACUUUUGAUAAGGCUUUAUUGUUAUUGUCGGCAACUGAUGGUAGCAUUCAUCCCUAUGCUAUUUCGCUGGACUUACAAAAUUUCUGA
Messenger RNA from Prunus armeniaca (apricot), 411 nucleotides. Lineage: Eukaryota; Viridiplantae; Streptophyta; Magnoliopsida; Rosales; Rosaceae. The record is from the annotation of a GenBank genome assembly.